Molecule: messenger RNA, 1016 nt
Organism: Babesia bovis T2Bo
Lineage: Eukaryota; Apicomplexa; Aconoidasida; Piroplasmida; Babesiidae
Exons: 3
Coding region: 249-995 (248 amino acids)
Source: RefSeq, a predicted model, not a curated record
AUUAUCAUGAUUAUUAGAUUCCUUUUUUGGGGAAUACUGCACUGACACACUAGUGUAGCAUCGGUCACUAUUUAUUUUUUACUGUGACCUAUCUAAACUGGAAUUCUAGCUACAUUGCUUAAAGCAAUAUACAUUACACGGACACUUCUGUUAUAAUUGGCAGCAAUUCCCUUGGUUGACUUUAGGUCACCUUGGGACACAUCGCAUAGUUUUGUUCCUAGAAUAGUUCCAUACUUCGUGAUUCUAAGAUGCAAGGUUUUUUUGCUCUUUACACAUUGGCUACGGCUUCGUUGUCGCCUAUAUUUAGGUGGGUACGAUUCUUUAAUUGGAUGCCAGUUGAGUACCGUGAUAUGGAAUCUGCCAUUGACUCUACGAGUACGAAGUACGUACCAAGUGAACGGGAUGUUGAGCGUUGCAUUUCCAAUGGAUGGUGGGACUUGGCUCAGCGCAUAGUGUUGCUAUCGCAUGAGGAAGGCAUUGACCUAUCGUAUAUCGUCAGGCAGAGUGUUCAAAGGGUCCAGAAGCACUCUUCUGAUCUACUCAAGCUUUUAGACAGGCAUCACAACAAGGUUGACGUUGUGAAUACUGCAUUCCAAUGGGCUGAAUCUCCUUAUGAAAUUUUCUUAGCUGUUAAAUUCUCCAAUCGCUGGAGUAGUCCUGGCGCCCUUGUGGUAUCUAAUGAGUCACUUGAUAUUGAAGGCAAUAUGCUACGUUACGUCAGUACUGGUACUCAAUCUGACAAGCCUAAGCGUUAUCAGUUGAUUCUUGAGUUAUUUGACGAUGUCGUGAAGGACGAGACCAAGGUAUCUGCGGUAUCUAUGGGUAGAUUUACUAUAACACUGAAGAAAGCGCGUCCCGGGGUCUGGAAAUCUCUGACCAAGAGUCGCGAGAAGCUGCCUAAUCAGCAGGUUUGGUGGGAUAUGCAAGAGAAGCACCAGUUAGCGUGCGACGACUUUAUUUUCGACACUCGCAAUGCUAAGACUGAGGACCUCUAAUAUAUAGUUUUAUCAGAUUAU